AUGAAGUUCUCUACUGUUCUUUGCUCUACCCUCCUCGCCGGCAGCGCCGUCGCCGCUCCUCUGACUGAGAAGCGUCGCGCUCGCAACGAAGCCCGCAUCCAGGCGCGCAAUGCCCGCAAGAGCAACCCUCCUCUCGUCCCCGACACCCAGGAGAUCUUGCAACUCAACAAGACCACCCAGGAGCAGUACAGCUCCAACUGGGCUGGUGCCGUGCUCAUCGGAUCCGGCUACACCUCCGUGACUGGCGAAUUCACCGUUCCCAGUCCGUCCGUGCCCUCUGGCAGCUCCUCCCGCGGCGAAUACUGUGCUUCUGCCUGGGUCGGUAUCGACGGCGAUACCUGCACCAGCGCCAUUCUGCAGACUGGUAUCGACUUCUGCGCCCAGGGCAGCUCCGUCUCCUUUGACGCCUGGUACGAGUGGUACCCCGACUAUGCGUACAACUUUGACAACUUCGACAUCUCCGUCGGCGAUAAGAUCAAGGUCACUGUCGACGCCAGCAGCAAGACCACCGGUACUGCGACUGUCGAGAACGUCUCCACUGGUCAGAAGGUCACUCAUACCUUUAACGGCGGUGUGGAUGGCGACUUGUGCGAGACCAACGCUGAGUGGAUCGUUGAGGACUUCGAGUCCAGUGGCUCGCUGGUUUCGUUCGCGGACUUUGGUACUGUCACUUUCACCGGAGCCGAGGCGUCGACUGGCCGGUCCACCGUUGGACCUUCGGGCGCUACUCUGAUUGAUAUCAGACAGAAUGGUGAUAUCCUGACUUCUUCUUCUGUCUCUGGCAGUGAGGUUACUGUCGAGUACCUUUAA
Molecule: messenger RNA, 810 nt
Organism: Aspergillus steynii IBT 23096
Lineage: Eukaryota; Fungi; Ascomycota; Eurotiomycetes; Eurotiales; Aspergillaceae
Product: A4/G1 family peptidase
Exons: 1
Coding region: 1-810 (269 amino acids)
Biological process (GO): proteolysis
Molecular function (GO): glutamic-type endopeptidase activity
Source: RefSeq, a predicted model, not a curated record